Sarcophilus harrisii (Tasmanian devil) is the source of this 693-nucleotide messenger RNA. RefSeq names its product hemoglobin subunit alpha-like. Gene Ontology annotation, cellular component: blood microparticle; haptoglobin-hemoglobin complex; hemoglobin complex. Lineage: Eukaryota; Metazoa; Chordata; Mammalia; Dasyuromorphia; Dasyuridae. Gene Ontology annotation, biological process: oxygen transport; hydrogen peroxide catabolic process. Gene Ontology annotation, molecular function: oxygen carrier activity; oxygen binding; peroxidase activity. The record is from RefSeq and is a predicted model, not a curated record.
GAACGGUGCCAACCAAUGAGCGACGCCCACUGGGAGAACUACUCAGCGUGCCUUCCAGGGAACCCCAUAAAAGCACUGUGGGGCUCCAGGCUCCACAUUUCUGGUCCUGCAAAGAAUCAGAAAGAAGUCAAAAUGGUGCUCUCUGGUGCUGACAAGACUAACGUGAAGGCCGUCUGGAGUAAGGUGGGAGGCAACGCCGGUGCCUACGCAGGUGAAGCCCUUACCAGAACCUUCCUCUCCUUCCCCACUACCAAGACUUACUUCCCCCACUUCGACUUGUCCCCCGGCUCCCAGGACGUCAAGGGUCAUGGUCAGAAGGUAGCUGAUGCCCUUUCCCAGGCUGUUGCCAACCUGGACGAUCUGCCCGGGACCCUGUCCAAACUGAGCGACCUGCACGCCCACAAGCUGAGAGUGGAUCCAGUUAACUUCAAGCUCCUCUCUCACUGCCUGAUCGUGACUCUGGCCUGUCACCUGAGCAAGGAUUUGACUCCCGAAGCGCACGCCUCCAUGGACAAGUUCUUUGCCUCUGUGGCUACCGUGCUGACCUCGAAGUACCGUUAAGUUGUGUCGGAAGCCAGGGAUUUCCACCGCUUGCCGCCAUCAUCCGGGCUGCGAGUCCCUCGUUGUCCCCAAUCCCUUCCACUCCGCAUGGGCAGAUGGACGUCUCCGAAUAAAGUCUAAGUCUGCCAUAAA